AAAUUUUACGACAUCCUUCCAUGCUCUCAUGGAGCGACUUCGAUGCGGCGCAGUCUGCCAAGGCGCUACUUGAGGAGACAGGCAUCCUAUUUAGCGAGAAGAAAGCCACGCAGAAGCCUGAUGCAGAGCUGCAAAGGCCAAGAUCGCAGAAAAGUCGGCUCGUCAUUGCCGCCCGAGAUAUCGCACCGCUGCAAGCUUGGGCUUCCCUCGUCGAUGCCGCCGACAUUGCAGAUGAUGCAAUUUCUGAGCCGAGAUACUCGGGGCACGCCCUCUUGGACUGCCUUGCAAGGCUCAGUCUCGAGCCUGCCUUGACGCUCUCCAUCGCAAGACGCUUUGAGCCCGUGUUGAUCGACAUCGCAGCACGCCUGGUCUCUGAUAGUGUACCCGAUUCACCUGCGCCCGCUUCUACAGCUAGUCGGAGACAUGCUCUGCUCGCAUUUAUCGCGCUUGCUCGCUUUACCACCAUCACCGACAAUGUCAAUCUACUAUUCUUACGGCUUCUCACGCACCCUGCGCUUGCGGUGGACCCUUUUGGUCUCCUCGAGGCGCAAGACAGCGCGAUAUGGCUCGAACCCCUUUUGCUUGCGCUGCAUAGGUUGCUCGUCGCUUUGCCUACCCUGGUCAUGUUGCCUACCGUCGUGCCUCAAUGGUCACCGGCCUGUCCGCCGCCAGCCCUUCUCGAAGUCGCGCAGCAUCAUCCGCGCCGCUCUUUGCGUUUGCUUGCUUGGCGUGUCAUCAGACAAUGGACAGGCUGGCAGGCUGCACGGGCAGAGCAGCUCAAACGCGAAUGGGUCAUUCGUACAGAUGACAUCGCCGACCUGAACAUUACACUCGUGCCUGCCGCCAGUGACGAUCACGAAGAUGACUGGAUUAACUGGGAAGCAUGCACGAUAGGUCAGGCCAAGCUAGAGGAGUCGAGCGGAAAUUUCAGCAUCGCUAUCGAGCAUCAGUUCGCCGACGUCUGGGUCCUGCCAGCCCUCGAGACCUCUCUUGCGCGACCACACGAAUCGUUGCAUGCCGAGCGCAGAUCUCAUUGCCUCGAGAUAGACGAUCUCUCAUCCGUCACAGUCGACGUAUGCGGACAUCUCGAUGUAGCUCACGAUUGGCUCAUGUCCUCGUCGUCUUCACCAAUCGCAAGCACGAGCGCGCUGACGAUCGAUCAUUUUGUGCAUUCAGAAGCAACGGACAGGUCUCUGCGGUCGAGUGCCGCAUGUCUUUCACGAUCGACUCCCUUGCUGCUCUGUUCGCUACCGUCUGCUGGCAAGAUGACGAUGCUGCGUCAUCUGCGAGCCACUUUGCGGCCUCGUCUGCUCAACGAUGAUUUGCUAGUCAUCAAUCUGGCUGACAAGACCCUUGACGCCAAAUCUCUCCUUGGCUCCCUCUCAUCCUCGCCUACCCAACCAGGUUCGUUCGUGUUCGUCGAGGGUUCCCUGCCGAAAGCCAUGAGAUUGGGCCGUUGGCUCGUCCUCGAUGGUAUUCAGCAUGCUUCCGAGGACGUACUCAGCGUCAUCUCUGAAGUCGCAGAGCAAUGCCGAGAAGCUGCACUCAAUGGAUGCACUUGCCGGCCCAAGCUCGGGCUAGCAGCUUGCGCAAGCCUUCAUACCGGUCGAGCGCGCGUCACGGCUCGGCCGGACUUUCGCCUGAUCGCACUGCAUCCAGCAACAGAUGCGAAUCCUACCUUUCUGGGCGCUCAGUAUUGGAGCCGCGUAGAUCUUGCUUCGCCCAGUGAUGAUCAUUUGAGAGCAAUACUGGCUUCCAGCCAUCCCAAGCUUGCCUCAACCGAGCUUUUCAACAAAGUCUUGGCCGCUUAUGCCAGCCUUCAAGGAUUGGAUCACUCUCGCAACAAGCCCGCUACCCUCCGCGAUCUCACAAAAUGGUGUGCUCGCAUAGAACAAUCCUUGGCCGCCUUCUCGCUCGAUCAUGUUCAGGCAGCCGCAUUGACGAAUCCCGGCCUCUCGAGCGAUGUCUUACUCGACGCCUGCGACCUCUUCCUUGCGUCGAGUAGCUCUCGUGACCUGGCACGAGCGACGAUCCUUCAGCUUGCGCUUGCUGUCGAGCUCGAGGGCAUUGAGGCAGCUUUAGAUCGACGCGUGCCCGCAUUUCAUACGCCAAAGAGACCUGCAAGUGACAGCUCGACCACAGGACAGGCGUUACACGUCGGUCGCGCAAGGAUACCGUUGACAGCCUGGCCGGAUCAGAGCCUGUCCCAGCGUCCAUUUGCGCUGACCCGUCCCGCUUUGGUUCUGCUCGAGCGUAUAGCUCGGUGUAUAUCGACCGCAGAACCUGUCCUCCUCGUAGGCGAGACAGGCACAGGCAAGACUGCUGCGUGUACCUUCCUAGCGGCUUCAGUUGGACAUCCACUCAUCUCGCUCAAUCUAUCCAAUCAGUCGGAGACAUCUGAUCUCAUCGGCGGCUUCAAGCCCGUUGACCGUGAGGCCGAGGCGAAACAUGCUGCGCUCACGCUGGUCAACAUAUUCGUUGAGCUGUUUGGAUCCUUGUUCUCGCUCUCACGCAAUGCACAGUAUAUCAAAGCUGUGCAAGGUGCAUAUGACAAAGCAAGAUGGCAGCGCCUCGUCGGACUCUUCACUGAGGCCAACGCUCGCGCUCGCAAGCUCUUCGAAGCGAAGCCGAUGGCUAGCAAUAGGCUCGAUCCUGCGAAUUCGCCACCUCGCAAGACCAGUCGAUUAGAUGACGACAACAGACGGCGACAGGGCAAGAAAUGGCACAGCUUCCUUUCCCAAGUGCAAAGUUUUGAGGCUCAGUAUUGUUCGGGUCCGGCAAAAGGUAGCAAGGUCGCAUUCCGCUUCGUCGAAGGACCCUUAGUAAGAGCAAUCCGUGAGGGUCACUGGAUCUUGCUGGACGAGAUCAAUCUGGCUUCCGCGGAGACCUUGCAAGCGCUGGCCGCACUUCUUUCGAGCGCAACGAGCUCACUCACGUUGACCGAGAAAGGCGAUCUCGAGCCUGUCCAGCGACACCCGAACUUUCGUUUAUUGGCCUGUAUGAAUCCGGCGACCGAUGUCGGCAAGCGCGACCUACCACAUUCGCUUCGACUUCGCUUCACCGAAAUCUUCGUGGACGCACCUGACAAAGAUGCUGCAGCACUGCGUUUGAUCGUCAGCGACUACAUUCAGACCGUUUGCAUGAGCGACAAGGCUGUCAUUGCAGAUGUUGCAGAGACGUACACAGAUCUACGUGCAAUGUGCGAAGCAGGUUUGCUCGCAGACGGCCAGAAUCAGCCGCCGGUCUAUUCAAUGCGAACGCUGGCACGAUCGCUUUCGUUUGCGCUGGCCACGCACAGCUUUCUGCGCAUUAGGCAGGCUCUCUGCGAGGGAAUCAUUCUCGCAUUUGGCAUGCAUCUCGAUAGCGCGAGUCGGCAGAAGCUUUUGUCAUUACUUAACCGCAAGCUCUUGCUUGGCCGACAGAGCCGCGCGCCAGCAGCAACCUUUCCCAAAGGCAUCGGAGCUGUCCAAAUUGGCAACUAUUUCGUCGAGCGCGGACCCGAGCCAGAGAUUACAGCAGAUCAUCCUUACGUCCUCACGCGAUCCGUACAAGAGAAGCUCGGCGAUCUUGCACGUGCAGUUUUUCUGCGACAUGUGCCUGUCCUGAUUCAAGGUCCGACGUCAAGCGGCAAGACAAGCAUCAUCGAGCAUCUUGCUCAGCAAACCGGCCACAAAUUCGUGCGCAUCAAUAAUCAUGAGCAUACUGAUAUACAAGAAUACAUCGGCACCUAUGUGUCCGAUGCGACUACUGGCAAGCUCGUCUUCAGAGAAGGCCUCCUCGUCAAUGCCCUCAGACUGGGACAUUGGAUUGUGCUCGACGAGCUCAAUCUUGCACCGUCGGACGUUCUCGAGGCACUCAAUCGCUUGCUUGAUGACAAUCGGGAACUGAUAAUCCCUGAGACUCAGGAGGUUGUGCGACCACAUCCGCACUUUAUGCUCUUCGCGACGCAGAAUCCGCCCGGCGCGUAUGGCGGCCGCAAAGUUCUCUCGAGAGCGUUUCGCAAUCGCUUCCUCGAAUUCCACUUCGAUGACGUGCCGUCGGAUGAGCUGCAGCAGAUCCUGUAUCAACGUUGUCGCAUGGCGCCCUCUUGGGCGACGAAGAUCAUCGACGUUUUCGCGGAGCUGCAGAGACAAAGGCAAGCAAUGCGUAUCUUCGAGCAGAAAUAUGCUUUCGCAACCCUGCGGGAUCUCUUUCGGUGGGGCGAUCGUAGCCUGGCUUUUACCAGCUACGAAGAACUUGCGAUGGCUGGCUUCGAGCUCAUCGGUGAGCGCGCUCGUUCGCCUACCGAUCGCGAUCUCGUUCGAUCUGUCAUCGAGAGCGUCUUCAAGGUAACUCUGAAUCCAACUGCCAGUUAUGACCGGGCGAUUGAGCAGGCUGCUCGAGGACUGGACAAAACCUCGCUAGUCUGGACGUCGGCUAUGAAGAGACUCUUCGCUCUGGUGGAGGCCGCACUACGCAAUCAUGAGCCGAUCCUGCUCAUCGGUGAGACUGGCUCCGGCAAAACGUCUGUCUGUCAGGCACUUGCGCAACGAUUUGGCCAACAACUGUUCACGGUGAAUCUGCAUCAGAACACAGAGACGUCGGAUCUUCUCGGCGCGCAACGGCCUGUACGCUGUAGAGCUGCGAAUCAUGCUGCGCUUGUCGACGAUCUUUGUGUGCUCAUGCCGGAUAUACGCCUUGACAGCAGCCCUGAAGAUGUCGCUCGGGCGCUCGAAGCGGCAGCGGAAGCACAACUGCUACCGCUGCAAGAGAUCGAGCAGUUGCGUAUUCGCAAUGCGCAAGCCGAUGCGCUGUUUGAGUGGCAUGACGGUCCGUUAGUGCAGGCCAUGAAGCAGGGCGCUCUCCUUCUGCUCGACGAAAUCUCGCUCGCCGACGACUCAGUCCUGGAGCGACUCAACAGCAUGCUCGAGCCGGCUCGUACGCUUCUGCUGGCUGAGAAAGUAGAAUAUGGUGCGGACCUCAAUAUAGUCACCGCUUCACCGGCGUUCAACAUUAUCGCCACGAUGAAUCCUGGUGGUGACUUCGGCAAGAAAGAGCUCUCGCCAGCCCUGCGCAAUCGAUUCACCGAGAUCUGGGUACCCUCAGUCACAGACCACGCUGAUUUGAAAGCCAUCGUCGAUACCCGAUGGAGAGAUGGCAGUCUGCGUACCCUGACCGAUGCGAUUCUCUCCUUCUCAGCCUGGUUCUCUGUCAGCCCAGGUGGAUUUGCCGUCACUCUGCGCGAUACUCUCGCCUGGGCGGAUUUUGUGAACGCAACUACGCCCCGGCUGGAGGUGUCAAUCGCCGCCGUACAUGGCGGCUUGAUGACUCUUGUGGAUGGAGUUGGCGCACACUCAUCCACUGCGGGUGCAUCUCAUGCCUAUAUCGCUCAGUCUCGUAUUGAGGCUCUCAAGCGGCUUCUCCAGACUUUUCAAGUUAGCUCAGAGCACGUCAGCGAGGACGGAAUCAUCGUAAAGCUCGAGACCGCCACUCUCAGCGUAGGCAGCUUUGCUUUGUCACGCAGCGACGCGCAGGUUGCAACAAUUACACACAACCUACUCGCGCCAACGACAUUGAAAAGUGCCCACAGGGUUCUGCGAGCGCUACAACUGCCCAAGUCUUUGCUGCUCGAAGGUAGUCCCGGCGUUGGCAAGACAAGUCUGAUCCAAUCGUUGGCCGCAAUCGCCGGCAAACCGCUGUGCAGAAUCAAUCUUUCGGAUCAGACUGAUCUUGCGGACCUCUUCGGUAGCGAUUUACCGUCAAGCAAUGGUAAAGCUGGCGGCCCCGCCUUCGCGUGGUGCACGGCACCCUUCCUGCAUGCCAUGGAGCACGGUCAUUGGGCAUUGCUAGACGAGAUGAAUCUCGCAUCUCAGUCGGUCCUGGAAGGGCUCAAUUCUUGUCUGGAUCAUCGAGGCACCGUCUUUGUGCCAGAACUUGAUCGCACUUUUGUUCGGCACCCAGACUUUCGCAUCUUCGCCGCUCAAAAUCCGGUUGGCCAGGGCGGCUCCCGAAAAGGCCUGCCGAAGUCAUUUGUCGACCGGUUCACACGGGUUUAUAUGGACGAUCUGACAACACAGGAUCACUUGACAGUUGCUAUGCAAGCUAGACCGACUUUCGGAACGACCGAGGUCGAGCGCAUCGUCCAUGCUGUCGAGCAGCUUCAGCGUGCUACAGCGACUGGCCAUAUCGGCCGCCAAGGCGGCCCAUGGGACCUCAAUCUGCGCGACGUGAUUCGUUGGUUCGAUCUGCGUGCCCAGCAUACGUUCUGCUCAUCCUCUCACCUCGCAUCCGCCUUGCUCGUACAGCGAUUCCGCACAGCGCGAGACCGGGACCAGGCUCGUCAGAUAAUACAAGCUUGUGGCUUGAUCACGUGCAAGACCGAGCCACAUCGUCUGACCCGCGUUGGCAAUUCAUAUGUAAGGCCUGGCCAGGCGCCAUUUGAUCGUCAAGACGCGACAACCGACCGAGCAAUGCUCCAUCGAUGUCAGCGAUCAGAUUUUGCACACGAAGAGGCUUUUGAGGCCUUAUCUCUGACGCUCUCGCAGCAAUGGCUAUGUGUUCUUGUCGGCUCAAGUGCCAGUGGUAAGAGCAGUCUUGCUCGCCGCUACGUCUCGCUCACCGGUCAAUCUGCGUUGUGGUGCUGGGCAAGCCCUCAGAUGGAUACAUCGGAUCUUCUUGGCAGCUUUCAGCAAGACAGUGCAUCAGGCCAGAAGGAGCGUCAGCUUGUCGACGUACGCGAUCAUCUCUCGUGUAUUGCCAACGCCCCGUUGACUCCUUCAACAUCGCUCAAAUUGUCCGCCAAAUGUGAGCACUUCCUAAGGCUUUUGUCUCGAGCGCCCGAACACGAUAGCAUUCCCGGAAUUGAGCGGGUAUACGGCGAAAUCAAGUUACUGUCAGACUCGGCAACGAACUGGGCAAAAUUGGACUCUGCCGUCCGACGUUUAUGCAUGCCUCCACGCUCGACCUCUGGCUUUGUCUGGACCGACGGGCCUCUCAUUCAAGCAAUGCGCAACGGCGAUCUCUGCAUUCUGGAAAACGCCAAUCUUUGCAAUGCAUCGGUACUCGACCGAUUAAACUCACUCUUUGAGCCUAACGGUUUUGUCGUUCUUGCUGAGCGUGGUACCUCAGCCGAGGGCCCACAGCGCAUCAUUCCCCAUUCUAACUUUCGCGUAAUCAUGACUAUCGACCCCAAAUACGGCGAGCUAUCGAGAGCUAUGCGCAAUCGCGGCGUCGAAAUAUUCUGUACACCUGUCGAGCCGUGCCACGGACUAGAUAUCUGCACGGCAAUAGACGGCAGCUUAUCGCGCGUCAUGUCCACCCGCGCCUUCGAUCCAUCUGCAUCUCCCCCAAGUCGCACGUAUCAGGCUAUAGCUGCCACUCCGCCUUCUGACCAGGCAUUGCUUCUGCGCUGCAUGACUGCAUUCACCGCAGCCUCGCAAAUUGUCGUUCAAGAGACACUAGCUCAUUCGUUCGUACGAGCCUACGGACAAGCUGCAAGGGAGACACAUCAGGCGCUCGAUCUCUACAUCGAUCAGCCUGUGGAAAGCGUGAUACACGCCGCCACACAAAGUGAUGCGCUCCUCGCGCUGGUCGGAAUCUUCAACAGCAAUACGCGCCGGCUGCAACUCGGAGGAAGUUUGCACAAUGCUUGCAUAUUAGCACGCUCUUUCGAAGGAGGGAAGCAGCUUGGCGAGCAAAGUGACCCGCUCCUUGCAGGACUCUUCCCUUUCCUCUCUGCCCUAUUCGACUACCUCAGUGUCGCUAUCGCGUCGUGGCAAGAUACCCUUGCGGACCCCUCUCUCCGUCCAAUGCGACGACAGCUCCAACCAAUACUUGACUAUGCACUCGAAAUCGAGAGGCUCUGCCUUUCAGAUACAGCGGAUACCUCCUCAUUACGUAUCAUAAUCGAGUGGAUCGAACAAAACUUUCGACAAACCGUCAUCACGCCGAUCCUUGAGGUAGCCUUUGCACGACUCCGAGGGUCAAUGACGCUGCGUACAGGCCUACGUAUGGGUACCAUUUGGUCUUGUUUCCUGCCACCGCGGGUAGCUAUCGGCGAGCAACAUUUCAACAUAUUUGAAAGGGUAUGGCAAGCGGCCGGCAAAGCUCGCAAACGAACGCUUUUGGAGCUGCAUCGCAUCGGCAAGACUAGCGAGCUCACCGUUGGCGAACAGCGACAGAUCUCGACGCUCGCGGACGAACUCAAGGCUGAUGCGACGCAUUCCAUUAGGCGAAGCGGCUCUCACCCCGCUGUGCUCAGCGCUUGGAACGCAGCAGAAGGCAUCACAGCAGCGACGCUGCUGCUCAAAUCCACAAGUGCUGCGCUGACCUCUCAUCGUGGCAAGGCAUCUGACCUCGUAGAGCUGGCCAUUCAAAAUCUCCGCAUGCCACUCGCAUUGCUAUCGCCGUUCGCCGGCCACGUGAUCUCGCGAGACGCCGCGAAUACGAUGGAUAUCGACGGACGUUACACUCGGCAGGAGAUGCAGAUCAACGCGCUCGAAUGCCUCAGCGGGCGCGCAGUCGUCGAGGAAGGCGAUCGUUCGUACACCGCUCUCACUUGUGCAACCUUCAACAUCGUUCCUGCCUUCCUCCGAGCGACUGAGCACGAAACCGUCAUUAACUUGUGCGACGUGUCGGCAUGGAAGGGGCAAUUGCAUAGUAUGGCAAGGCUCUUGCUGGCAACUGUCGACCACACGACGACAGCUGAUGCGCUAUCGAGUUUGGCGUGCAGCUUGAUUGAGGAGAUCAUCCGAGCUGCAGGAAUGACAUCAGAAGCGCUUGAUUCAGAGUCAUCCAACGCGCUCGAUGAGGACGACGCAAAGGUCCGAACUAUCUUGCAGCAUCACCUACACGACAUCUUGCACCACGUGCCUGAUUCAUCAGAUCUCUGGCAUAUCGCAAAAAGGUUCUUCGCCGCGGCCCAGUCCCUUUGGGAGCUCUACGUCCCCGAUUUUGAUUUGGAUCCCUUAGUGCAGACUUGGACUCGUCGACGCUUCCUUCAGCAACGUCUCGAUAGUCACUGUGACAUGCAGGAUGCGCUGCUUCUCAGCGACAGCUUCGGGUACACAGACUCGGGCCGGAGGAUUGAUGACUUCAACGGCGAAAUCGAGCGCGACCGAGACGAGAUACUUGCUCUGCCAGCUCCACCUCUAGAUCGCGAGCCUGAUGCAGCGUCAUUGGCGCUCUUCUUCCGCGAUGUGAGAAGUAUACAAAGCUUGGUGCUGAGCACCUCCUUAUCUGAUCUUUUCGAAUCAUCCAAGCAAGGGACCAUCAUCGACGCCCAGAAGCGGAUCGAUACGAUGACGGACUCGCUUGCGGCAGCACAUUCCCGCAUAGCUCGUUCGCAUCGAUUCCAGCCAGAUCUUGGGCGUCCGAUACUUUUGGCUCUGUCUGCGCUACAAGUGGCGCUCUUCACGCUGAAAUCACACAUAGUGCUCGAGAGACCGACAGAUGGUGAGCACGCAGCCGCCCAAAAGCUUCUCAAGCUGGUAUAUAGGCUUCCCAUGUCAAUAACAUCGUCCGUAGAUCUGCCAACAUUGCCUCGGAUCAGUCAGCGCAAUAGCGCUGUUUGGCAGAUAUGUCGAGUUGGGUUCCUGGCUCACUUUCAGAUCAUUAGCAUCCCAGAUGCAGCCGAUGCAAUUGCUGCCAGCUAUGCAAAGCUGCUGGCGAUACGAAACGCCGACGAGUCGCGCGCGGAACAAGCUGAAGCUGACAAGACAUCGCUGUAUCGCUAUAAAGACACUGCGUCAGGUCUUAGUGAAGCGGACGAACUUGAAGCCGAACUUGCACAGCUCUUUCCGACCUACGAAGCAACGGACGUGCUCAAUGAGAUUCGCACACAAGAAUUGUCAAGCGAAGCGAGCUUUGCUGCGGCGGAUGUAGAUCUCAUCCAUAAGAUUCACCUACGACUGUUCGGUCUCGAUCCUGAAAAUGUCGCACUCCUUGACAGCCUGACUACGCUUCGCGAGCGAGACGACAGGAUUAUGCGAGUUCUGGUCAAUGAUCUUGCCGGCGCAAGUUCGUCAGACUUUGAGGCGCCCAGUCUUGCCAGCGGUCUGUCUUUUCUCAGCUUGGCACUUCGCAACGCCGGGUCAGUCGAUGCAGAUUUCUAUCGUGGCUCGAAUGCAGCCGAGCUGUCCAGGCUUGUACCCGUCAUCAAGCCCCUGCAAGGCCGUCUGGCGGAACUUAUCAGAGACUGGCCGGAUCAAGUCAUCCUUCAGACGAUCCAAGAGCGCUGUGACGGCUUGCUCAAUCUCGCAUAUGCCUGUCCCGUGGCGCGCGCACUGUCCUAUCUGGAGCAGAUGCUGCCCUUACUCGACGACUGGGCCGGCUAUGCGAGUAAGGCGGUCAGCUUGGCAGAACAUCAGGCAGCGAUCAGUCAACUCAUCAUCGACUGGAGGCGGCAAGAGCUAUCAGCGUGGACGAGACUUGUCGAGCGAGAGAUUGCGGCAUGCGAGUCUGCUGUCGCGCCUUGGUGGUUCAAGCUACUAGCUGUGAUUACAAGCGUGCCAAGUGGACUGCCGGAGCAGCAUGCACAUCUCCGCGAGCUGAUCAAACUUAUCGACAUAUUUCUAGGGCAGGCCCCCGUUGGUCAAUUCGAAGCCCGUUUGCGACUUGUCGAUUCGUUCGCGCGAUACGCCGAAAAGACGCGUGACGAACGUGUCACACGCAUCUUGCGCAAUCUCUCCCACUUCUAUGCGCACAGCCUCGGUAAGACCACCCAAGUCGUACAGCAGGCGCGAUCGAGCGUAACAGCCGAGAUCAAUAGCAUUAUCAAGCUUGCCAGCUGGAAAGACACGAAUACGCACGCGUUGCGCACGAGCGCUCAAAAGAGUCACAGGCAGCUUCACAAGUUGGUGCGCAAGCUACGUGCUCGACUCAACGAAUCAGUCGGCCCUCUGCUUAGCAGACCAGGCAUCCCGGAGCUGAGUUCCACGAGCAUCUCUGUAUUCAGGCAACGGGAGCGCUCUUUCGAGCUCUUGUUUGUCAUACAACCGCCCGCAAGCCUCCCACCUCAUGUCUUUUCACUCGAGCAGACAUUGCACCGUUUCGACAAGCAGACCGACUCGUUGUCAUCAUCGCCGUUGUAUCAGCUCGAUGGUCUAUGCGACCUUGUUCAGCAAAUCCGCCAAGAGUCUAAGAGCUUGAGGGAGACACAGCUCAUCGGCGGCAAAGAAGAGCACGCUCAGAUGGCAAAGAACCUGAUUCGUCUCAAGCGCCGGGCCUGGGCUGCCUUGCUGAAGGAGCUGCGCCGCUCUGGGCUGGCGCAGAGCGUUAGCGAAGCUGCAGCAUUGGCUGUCAGUGAUUCGGUCAACAUUCACUCUACAGGCACGCUGCAAACCGAAAGCGCCUACCUUUCAGUUGAUCACACUGUCAUCGAAAAAGCCGAUCGAGCUUUUCAUGAGCUCGUGUCAUCCUUGCCAUCGCUGCGCGGCCUUCCAGGCGAGCACCACGAAGACAUAAGCUCGCGAGAUCUCUCGCGCGCGAUUGGCAGCGUUGAUACUGCUUUCGCGAUGAUCUUACGCGAUCGCGAUGCGCUGUCAGCGGUCAUCAGGCCAACAGAGAUCAUCGAAACAGCUAUCUCCAUUCUUCCUAGCUUUGCUGCUGCAGCGCCUGGGGCAAGUUGCCAGCUAAGCAUCGGGGACGUGUGCAAACAAACGAGCGUCAUACUCGGCGAAUUGCUCGAUGCCAGACGCAUCGCUCAAGAUCACACCACGCUCGAGCUGCAGAAUCAAGCCCUACUUUCCAGUCUAGCGGUCGACCUCUCGCGUCUAAUCAAUGACUGCCUGAGACAUCGCGACCGGUUGACCGGCCUGCGAGACGACUAUGCGCGACUCAGUUUAUCAGUGAUUGCUGACUCGCAUACCUUGCUCAUGAUCGAAGCAGUAGAGUAUCUACAUGUCACUCGGACGACGGUGCAAGGAUGGCUCUCGGCUCUGCCGACGUGUGCGUAUGUCUUGCGCAAUUUGUCAGAGAGCCUUCGAGCUAUAGACCAAUGUUCGUCCACUCCCGCUCCGAUUCGACCGUCGGUUGCAGAUGUCUGGUCGGCGCAUGUCCUCCUCACCAACAGCGUACUCGUCGUUUCGCAGAAUUUGACAGCAAAGAGGCAUCUGGCUGGCGACGAAUCCCAAAAUCUCACUAUCGUGACUCACGACACGGCGCUCCGCACCUCUGUCGCGGAACUGCGUCUCAGCGAGAUCGCGGCUGCAGUUUCUCGACUUUGCGAGAGCGCCUCAGCGGCUGCGCGAGUGUCUUCGAGCACCGUCAAGUCUAUUCUUGCUCGUUCUCUGCCUAUAUUGCAGGCCUAUCGAGAUUUGGCAGACGUCGUGAUCGCUCAACAUGUCAAAUAUCAUCUCGCUCUACUCGAUCUGGUCUUGCUCGUUGGCGUGAUCACACGCGAGCUCGCUCAGCGCGGCUAUUGCAAGCCGAGCGAAGAUGACGCAGAGCAGGACGCAGGUGCCCAAGAGCAGCAAUCAGAUGGCACUGGCAUGGGCGACGGUACCGGCGCGACGAAUGUCGGCGAUCAGAUCGAGAAUGAAGAACAGAUUGAGGGGCUGCAGGACGAGGAGCCGCAGGACAAUGACGACGAGGUCGACCAAGAUAAAGGCGGUGCGCUCGAAACCGAAGCUGGUGCAGACGGUCGAGAGAUGUCGAUAUCCGACGAGUCUGACCAAGAAAGUGGCUCUGGUGACGACGAAGAAGAAGACCGAGCUGAGGCAGCUGACGAAGAAGGGGACGUGGACCCGCUUGACCCGGAUGCCGUCGACGAGAAGAUGUGGGGCGACGAUGAGGACACCGAUAAGGACGGAGAAGAAGCGCCGGCACAAGCCGGACAGGAAGACGGUCCCUCUGACGAUGUCGGCGCAAAGAACGAUACGAAGGAGCAGAAGUCUCAGGACAACAAUGGAGAGACAUCAGAGCCGGACGAUCAAAACGAGCGUGAGCAAGAUGACGUGGCCGCAGAGCAGCCAGAACCUGAGCUACCCAUCGAUCAAGGCGAGACGCUCGACCUGCCCGACGAUGUCAACCUAGAGGCUGCAAUGCAAGACGACAAUAUCUCGCUGUCGAGCGGCGAAGAUGCUGCGGAAGACAAGCCGGAUGAUACAGCGGCGCAGGCCUCGGAUGCAGAGAUGGACGCGAACGACUUGCCUGACGCAGAUGCGGAGGCAGGCUCGCCCACAUUGGACGACGCAUCCGAUACGCAAGUACACGAUGAGUGUGAUGCGACGAACGAAGCUCAGGAGGAGAGCAAAGAUGCAGAACAAGAGACGACUGGCAAGCUUUGCGCCUCCAUCUGCGCUUCGCUGCCAGAUAUCGAUGCACCCGAACAAAAUGACGAGGAAGUAGUCGACCAAGAGCAAACAGCUGACGAGCUGGCGCCUGCCCAUGCGCCGGCCUCGGCAGAUCUGGAGGGCGCAAAGCAAGCCCAGGACAGCGCGGCGAGUGGCGGUCAUGACGGCGCAGAUGCUGAUGCAAGUGCUCAAGUACCUUCCGGGGAAUCAACAAGCAUCAACGAGACCGCUGCCGACCCUACCACAAACGACAGCAUGGUCACGCAAUCCGAGGCUGCAGCUGAGCGCCAAGGAGGCUCCCGCACAGCGGAACAGCAGCAAGACGACAUGGCCAGUCAGGACGAAGAUGACGCAACUGAGCAAACGCGAUCUACGCCCCAUCGCAGCUUGGGCGAUGCGCUCAGAGCAUGGCGAAGACAGCUCAAUAUGCCUGCACAAGCCUCCGACGGCCUAGACGAGGGUCUGGAGCAUCCGCCAAAGGCAGUCGCCGACGAAGACGAUGUAGACAUGGAGUAUCUUGACGAGCAAGAUCGAGAUCAUUCACAGGCUCUGGCGCCCGCGAGCGAGCAGCAAGCGCUUGGCACAGGACCAGUCGCCGCGAGUACAAAAUCAGCUUUGACGGGCCAGAUGGACUUUGACGAGGAGCCAGAAGAGGCUACGGCUGACGUUCAGGACGAAGCUUCCACGCGGAUAGCUCCUGAGCGGCCCGAGGCUGGCUCAGCAGGAAUCGACGCAGCAGAGUCGAAGAGAGACACAGCUGACGAUGCACAAGCAUCAGUCAAUGGCACAGCACAAGCUGAGAUCGAAAGCGACGAUAGCGAGCAUAGUAUCAGGUACGAUAACGAUGCAGUAGUGACAUCGCUGGAAGCAGGCUUGUCGGGCGAAGAGCAAUGGCAAGAGUUCAACAGGGAAACGCGGGAUCUGUGCUUCAGCCUCACCGAGCAGCUUCGCCUCGUCCUGGCUCCCACGCUCGCCACGCGUUUGCAAGGUGAUUACAGGACUGGCAAACGACUUAAUAUGCGCAAGAUCAUCCCUUACGUCGCUUCCGAUUUUGCAAAGGACAAGAUCUGGCUUCGACGGACCAAGCCAAGCGCGCGAGACUAUCAAAUAUUGCUCGCCCUAGACGACUCGCGCAGCAUGUCAGAAUCAAAUUCUGUCCGGCUCGCUUUCGACGCUCUUGCGCUCAUCACGGGCGCCUUGACGCGUUUGGAAGCGGGCGACGUCGCGAUCUGUCGAUUUGGCAAAGAUUUCGAGCUUCUGCGAGACUUUGACUCUGGACCUCUUACCGACUCAGCCGGCGGAAAGCUCGUGGACGCCUUCACUUUCCAGCAGGAGUCUACGGAUGUUCGUCAGCUACUGAACAAGAGUCUGGAAGUCUUCAGUGCAGCACGCGAGAGACAGCAAUCGAAGAGAUCGGUCGGAUCAUCUGCGAGCGUCUGGCAGCUUCAGAUCAUCAUUUCGGACGGUCUCUGCCAGGACUUGGACGCGAUCUCAGCCUUGCUACGCAAAGCGAACUCCGAGCGCAUCAUGGUAGUCUUUGUCAUCAUCGACUCUCUUCGAUUGAGACCCAGCGCGGAUGGCACGCCCUCUGCCAACUCUAUCAGGAACACCUCAUCGGUCUCAUACAGCGCCGGCCCAAGUGGCGCACUCGAGCUCAAGAUGACCCGCUAUCUCGAUUUGUUCCCCUUUGAGUGCUACAUCAUCUUGCAAGACGUCCUAGAGCUACCCGAGGUGCUGAGCCAGACAGUCUGUCAAUUCUUCGAGCGCGUAUGUUUGCAAACUCAGGGUCUCCUGAUUCCUACUGACGUAGACCUCUCAGGUCAAUGCUGA
This is a messenger RNA of Mixia osmundae IAM 14324, 15101 nucleotides long. RefSeq lists its product as uncharacterized. NCBI's taxonomy places the organism in Eukaryota, Fungi, Basidiomycota, Mixiomycetes, Mixiales, Mixiaceae. The coding region runs from base 21 to 15101 and encodes 5026 amino acids. Gene Ontology annotation, biological process: rRNA processing; ribosomal large subunit assembly. The record is from RefSeq and is a predicted model, not a curated record. Gene Ontology annotation, molecular function: ATP binding; ATP hydrolysis activity. The transcript has 14 exons. Gene Ontology annotation, cellular component: nucleus; preribosome, large subunit precursor.